AUGACAUUCAUCGCAAAGACCUUCUACGACCUGAGGGCCACCUCACUGGAGGGAGACUCAGUGGACUUCAAUGUGUUCAGGGGCCGGGUGGUCCUCAUAGAGAAUGUGGCCUCACUCUGAGGCACCACCACCCGGGACUUCAGCGAGCUCAACCAGCUGCAGAGCAAGUACCCCCAUCGGCUGGUGGUCCUGGGUUUUCCCUGUAAUCAGUUUGGAUACCAGGAGAACUGCAACAAUGGUGAGAUCCUAAACUCACUGCAGCAUGUGCGUCCAGGUGGCGGCUUUAAACCCAACUUCACCAUCUUUGAGAAGUGUGAUGUCAAUGGAACAAACACACAUCCAGUCUUUGCCUAUCUGAAAGACAAACUUCCCUAUCCUGAUGACGACCCCAAUUCCCUCAUGCAGGAUCCCAAGUUUCUGGUUUGGAGCCCCAUUAACAGGACGGACAUCUCCUGGAACUUUGAGAAGUUCCUCAUCGGGCCGGAGGGAGAGCCUUUUAAAAGAUACAGCAAGAAGUUCCCCACCAUUGACAUAGAACCUGACAUUCAAAGACUGUUAAAAUUAACCAAAGCCUAAGAAUAGCCUCCUCCUAAUGGCAUUUCAUCCAUAACUGUCAGAGCUGACAAGCUGCCCUCCAUACUUUUAAGCCUUAAUAAAUGAGGGUGAUAUUCUGAAAAGCUGAGCGGGUAUCAUCUGAGACCCUAUAAGUCCUUAAAAGUAGUGGAUGAAUAUGUUUUUUGUGUGUGUUUUUCAAAUUGUGUUCUAAGAAAAAGCAAAAAAAUGUAUAGAAUAUGAUCAUGAAGGAUGCUGAUCUUGUUUCUUGUCCUGCGCUAGUGAUGCCAGCAGAUGGUGCUAGUCAUUUAAGUGUUCAAACGUAACUUCAGUCAUGCUUUUAUGAAUUAAAAUUCAGAACACACACACAAAUGUUAGUACUGAAA
Melanotaenia boesemani (Boeseman's rainbowfish) is the source of this 938-nucleotide messenger RNA. RefSeq names its product glutathione peroxidase 2 (gene gpx2). The record is from RefSeq and is a predicted model, not a curated record. NCBI's taxonomy places the organism in Eukaryota, Metazoa, Chordata, Actinopteri, Atheriniformes, Melanotaeniidae. Gene Ontology annotation, molecular function: glutathione peroxidase activity. Gene Ontology annotation, biological process: response to oxidative stress. The transcript has 2 exons.